AGCACCGCCAGUGUGUCUGUGUGUGCAUGUGCGCGCGUGUGUGUGUGUGUGUGUGCGUGCGUCUGAGUGUGUGCGAGUGUAGGUGUCCUGCUCCCCUGGAUUAUACAGUGCUGAUGACAGUCGCUGAUUUUGUGUUCGGCCAUUGGGAUUUGCACCGCAGUUCGUCUUAACGCGCAAGGUUGGCCGCAGCGGAGCAGCGCCUCCACCAUGGAGCCGCAGUGGAGGUUCUGGACGGCGGCCUUGGCCGCGCUCGCCACCCUGGUCGCCGUCAUCCUCGCCCAAAUGGAGGACGACAUGAUGACCAGCGGCCCCGUCGAGUACCCGACCUACCACGAAGUGCCUCGCGGACUCAGCUUCAAGUGCAGGGACCGAGGGCCUGGGUACUACGCGGACCCGGAGACGCAGUGCCAGGUGUGGCACUGGUGCUUGCCCUCGGGGCAGCUCUUCAGCUUCCUGUGCCCCAACGGCACCGUCUUCAACCAGGCCGUGCGGGUGUGCGACUGGUGGUUCAACGUGGACUGCCCGCACAGCCCGGACCUCUACUCCAUCAACAACGACCUCUACAAGGACAAGGAUGGCAACUACAUCUAGAGCAAACCCAAGACUCGAAAUCAUGUUUUUCAUUAGGAAGUUUCAUUGAAAAAACAAAGGCUCCCUCCGGAAUGAUUGAUUCCCUGAAAGUGGAUCAACUGCUCACUCUUAUUUUUUGUGUAUUAUGGAGCAGGUAAAAAAUGUAAUAAUUGACAGAAUUC
Messenger RNA from Thrips palmi, 752 nucleotides. Its product is annotated as U-scoloptoxin(01)-Er1a-like. Gene Ontology annotation, molecular function: chitin binding. The coding region runs from base 208 to 591 and encodes 127 amino acids. The transcript has 4 exons. Gene Ontology annotation, cellular component: extracellular region. Lineage: Eukaryota; Metazoa; Arthropoda; Insecta; Thysanoptera; Thripidae. The record is from RefSeq and is a predicted model, not a curated record.